Messenger RNA from Arachis ipaensis, 1071 nucleotides. RefSeq lists its product as uncharacterized. NCBI's taxonomy places the organism in Eukaryota, Viridiplantae, Streptophyta, Magnoliopsida, Fabales, Fabaceae. The record is from RefSeq and is a predicted model, not a curated record.
AUGGCUGAUGCACAACCUCUUUCCCCGUCCGAGCUUCUCCGAAUGGUAAUCAAGCUACAACAAGCUAACCAACGGAUGGUGGAGGCAAACCAACGUAUAACGGAAGAAAAUCAGAGAUCAGAUCGUUCUAUCUCUCGGUUUCAGGAACUGGCCAAGCUAUUCGAGGAUCAUUUUGUUGGAUCUGCUAUCUAUCUGCAUGACUUGGAUUACCUGAAUACAAUCAAGCAAGGGCAGAAUGAGAACUUGAAAGACUACAUGACUCGCUUCACGAAGAUCGCGAUGAGCAUACCGGACCUCCAUCCCGAGGUCCAUCUGCAUGCCAUCAAGAGUGGACUUCGACCAGGAAAAUUCCAAGAGACCGUCGCCUUAACCAAACCGAAAAUCCUUGCCGAGUUUCGUGAAAAGGCUAAAGGACAAAUAGAUAUCGAAGAACUACGACAAGCUCAGAGGGCAAACAAACCACAAUACAGAGACGAGGAUAAAGCACAAAACAGUAAGAAAAAUUUUAAACUAACUCCUCGAUAUGAAUCCUACACGCAGUUCAACACAAAAUGGGAUGACAUCAUCAAAGAAAUCCUCAAUUCAAAAUUGAUCAAACCCCCAAGGAAGGCUGGCACCUACCAAGACGGGAAGAAUGUGGACAAAUCCAAAUAUUACACUUUCAACCAAAAGCAUGGCCACACCACUGACGAGUGUGUGAUUGCAAAAGACCUUUUAGAGCGGUUAGCUCGGCAAGGUCAUCUUGAUAAGUACAUCAGUGGCCACAUGCAGAGGUGUGUACCAGCCUCCACCGAAAACACCUCGGCAGAACAACUACAUCGCGGAAAGAAAAAGACGUCGUCAGGCCAAUAUGACCAACCUCGAGAUAUAAUCAACUGUAUCUCGGGUGGUUAUGCAAGUGGAGGAGCAUCAAACUCGGCCCAAAAAAGAUCCAUCCGAGAGAUGUAUUCGCUGGAAGGGUCUCAGAACGAGCCUAAGCCCCUUCCUCAUUUUCUGCAAAUGACUUUCACCUUCGCUGACUUCAAUCGCAACAUUCAAAAUGUGGAUGAUCCUGUGGUCAUAUCCCUUUAA